Penicillium lagena is the source of this 261-nucleotide messenger RNA. RefSeq lists its product as uncharacterized. Bases 1 to 261 code for a protein of 86 amino acids. The record is from RefSeq and is a predicted model, not a curated record. Lineage: Eukaryota; Fungi; Ascomycota; Eurotiomycetes; Eurotiales; Aspergillaceae. The transcript has a single exon.
AUGGCCAAAGUGCUUGAGGCGGUAACGAAGAUCAACGCCGACACCGGACGUCUGAACCAGCGAAUGGAUAGUAUUGAAAACACCACGACUACUUUAUCGCCAACUUUGUCCUUCACCGUGGCAGAUUCCGCGGCAGCGUGGCGCGACUUCUCAGCCAGGGACUGGCAGCCACCUUGGCGGAAUGAAAUACCCGUAGCAACGGACCGUCGUCUCCUGGCGUGUCUGAAGUCGAGCUUCGCGGAGACUCCGAGGUCGUUGUGA